Messenger RNA from Diplodia corticola, 1920 nucleotides. Its product is annotated as phytanoyl-dioxygenase family protein. Lineage: Eukaryota; Fungi; Ascomycota; Dothideomycetes; Botryosphaeriales; Botryosphaeriaceae. The record is from RefSeq and is a predicted model, not a curated record. Bases 1 to 1920 code for a protein of 639 amino acids. The transcript has 4 exons.
AUGAGCGCUUUUGAUCCCUCGUCGGUCACUAGAAACUUCGCGCUGAAACUCAAAGCUGACAAUCCAUCUGAAGGAAGCUCGCAACAGGAGCGAGAACUUGACUAUGCCGUGGCAGAGGAGCAAAUGAGGAGAGACGAGCGACAUGGCAGGAAAGAAAGGUUCCCAGCCCGUGAAGCAAAUUCGAACGAUCAAGACGAGCUCCGCGAUCUCGACCACAGACUGAAAGAGCUUGCUGCACUUGUCAAACAAUUCGAAAACUACAUUCCAAAGGAUCUCGUCGCAUCCGGCUCCUCUAUCACCUCUCUGAAAGACUUCUCCCGCAUGGCGGAGAUGGUCAAGAUGAAAUGGGAAACCCGGUCACAGUCCAGCAAAUUUGCCAAGUCACGCGAAUAUCUGCGUAAAAUGGCAACCACCGUCGACAACCACUCGAACGCGCUGAAGCUACUGCCAUCAAGCAACGACUACGCGUCGAUAUUCUGCGGGGCUCUCACCAUGGUCAUCAAGGCGUCGUCCAACUACGAGCGGAUAUCAGAGUGCUUUUGCCGCGCCAUGGUCGAGAUCAACGACGCGGUCAGCGCGGUGCACGAGGAGGUGUGGGCGUACAGGGACGAGGUUGCCAUCCAGCAGCUUGUCGUGCGGCUUUACUGCCAGAUCUUCCGCUUUCUGGUCAACGUCAUGCAAUGGUACACGGACAAGUGGCACAAACGGAUGCUGAGGAGCCUGAAUGAGAACAUCUACGAGGAGUACAAGGUGCAGCUCGAAGAUAUCAGGAGGCUGUCGGAGCUUAUUCACCGGAAAGCCACGACUCGGAUGCUUGCGGAGAUGCAGGCGGGGAGGAUGAUUCGGGAGGAUGAGAAUUUCCGGUUUCUGGCGGACUUGCGUGAUCGUGACCGUCAUGCGGAUGAGAUGCGGCAAGAGGGAUAUUUUGAAAGAUUGCGGAUGGCGAUUCAGAAUGAGUUCCGGGAGACGAUGGAAAAAUCGGCGGACAUGAUCCAACAGAAAAUCGCGGACCGGCUUCUCGCCAACGUCACCAGCCAGAUUGCCGGCGAGACAGCACUACGAUACCUUGAACAAAGAGCCCGGGAGUUUGUUCCAACGACAAGCUUUACCACGCUCAGCAUAGAACCGAACCCUACCGCAGAAACCAACCUCGGUGCCAACGAGACAAUGGCUGUUCCCCUCCACGCGAGUCUCUCCCCCCACAUUGGGAAAAAUGAGAUUCAACUGGCUUCUGCGGAUCUCGAGAACCACUACGACGGCCAAAACGUGUCUCCUCACUUCGAGUCCCCCGGCGCGUUUUUGCUCGCCAACCAGAACGUAGAAGCGGGCAUCCGAGCCUUCACGAUGGCCGGCCAGUCUCAGGUUUUACACGUCUGCAGCCCAAUGGAACUCGGGGUGGAGACGCAUUCGGCGCUGCUCGCUGCGACAUUCACCGCCUCGGUCCGAGAGAGCAAAGUGCCUACACUAUCAUACUUCUGCCGACUCUCCCACUCGGUACCCAGCGGCCGAACGCGGGAAACGGUGGAGUUGGUGCAUCUGACGUACGCGCUCAUCCGGCAGCUCGUCGAGAUCCUGCCGGACGGCGGGAAGUUUGACGGGACGCGGCUGGGCGAGGCCGUGUUCCAGACGUUGGAUGGCACUCUGUUGACGUGGGAGGAGGCGAUGGACGUGCUGCGGUGUUUGUUGCAGGAAGUGGUUGCGCAUCAGCCGCUUCUUUACAUCGUUGUCGAUGGCGUAGCGCUGCUCGAGGAUGUCUCGUACCACAGCACGGACAGGCCACUGGGCGAGCUUAUUGAGCUGCUCUGCGGACUUGCGGCACAGAAGGGCGGUCACAAGGUGAAGCUUCUGUUUACUACUGCUGGCGAGUCGAGGGCGCUGAAUGCGGCUCUUGAAGGUCAUUGCCAGAUCAAGGCCAAUUGA